Messenger RNA from Contarinia nasturtii (swede midge), 1039 nucleotides. RefSeq lists its product as uncharacterized. Gene Ontology annotation, molecular function: single-stranded DNA binding. The coding region runs from base 209 to 958 and encodes 249 amino acids. Lineage: Eukaryota; Metazoa; Arthropoda; Insecta; Diptera; Cecidomyiidae. The record is from RefSeq and is a predicted model, not a curated record. The transcript has 4 exons.
AUUUUCAAAUAGAACGAAAAGCUAUUGUCAACCUUCAAUUGAGUAAUUAAAUGAUUAUAGGUUAUUGUCACUCACUGACAUAACUACAGAGUCAGAACUGUCAAAAUACGGACGAGGACGUAUACGUAACUGCAGAGACCAGCCAAAUAUUUUAAUUAAAUUUAUUUCAAAUAGCAUUUACAGUGAAUAAUUUUUGAAAAUCUUAAAAAUGUUGCGAUUGAUCCAUAUUCAAGCUAAAAAUGUAUUCCAUUUUUCCACAAUAACUUCGGGAUUUUGCACCAAAGCCCCAUUUCGUCUAUUUAAUGAUCUGAAUGCGGUUAAAAUAGUGGGAACUUUAAUAAGCGAUUCUCACCAACUUCAAUCUGGAGCUCAGCAAUUUACCGUAAAAACAUUUGAUACGGAAGAUAGAUAUUCGAAUCAUACUAUUCGUGUUAAAACAAAAGCAAACUUUACGGCCGGUCAGCGUGUGUUUGUUCAGGGCAAAUUGAUAUCAACCGGACGGAAAUUAUCCGAUGAAAAGUCCAUCACUACAACGACUAUUUUUGGCGAAAAAAUUUUUCAUUUGGAAAAUGAAUGUGGUGGUGAAAGGGAUGAAAACAGCGUUAGCAUCGUCGCCAACGUUGCUACUGAUGUUAAAAUGAGAGAGAAAGAUUGCUCAUUUAACGUAGUCACACAUUUUUCAAAGGAAAACGAAACAGGCGAAAAUGAAAGACAGUCCACUUUCCAUCACGUACUUGCAUUUGAUUCUGGUGUUCGCAACUAUAUUGAAAAUAAUUUGUCAAAAAGCGACCGAGUGGUGAUUUGCGGAAGAAUUGGGCAUAUGACAUAUACAAAUGAUGAUGAUGGACGUAAGGCAUAUUCGGGUUUUAUUGUUGCAGAGAGCAUUUCUAAGAUUCAACGACGGGCAAAAUCUCAAGCUGAAUCAACUGACAAUGAAAAAAUAAAAGAAGAAAAUUAAAAAAAGGAUAAAAGAAAUUAAGUUUUUUUAGUUAAAAUAAAAUAGACACAAUAAAUUGAUGUAUUAAUUACAAAUAUGAUA